AUUGGCCGGGAGAACUCACCAAUGGGGAGCUCUGAGAGGCGGACCUACAGCGCCAGCAGCUAGAGGAAGACCAGCAAAUUUCAAGUUGGCUGCGACGUGAGCUCCGCGCCGGGGAGGGGCAGCAGGUUUUUCUCACUGGAUCACUGAAUACCCAGGCCCCCUCCACCAUGGCCAGUCGGGGUGGGGGCCGGGGUCGUGGCCGGGGCCAGCUGACCUUCAACAUGGAGGCUGUGGGCAUUGGGAAGGGGGAUGCUCUGCCCCCACCCACCCUGCAGCCUUCUCCACUCUUCCCUCCCUUGGAGUUCCGCCCAGUGCCCCUGCCCUCAGGAGAGGAAGGGGAGUAUGUCCUGGCGCUGAAGCAGGAGCUACGAGGGGCCAUGAGGCAGCUCCCCUACUUCAUCCGGCCAGCUGUCCCCAAGAGAGAUGUGGAGCGUUACUCAGACAAAUAUCAGAUGUCAGGGCCGAUUGACAAUGCCAUCGAUUGGAACCCUGAUUGGCGACGUUUACCCCGGGAGCUAAAGAUCCGAGUGCGGAAGCUACAAAAGGAACGGACCACCAUCCUGAUUCCCAAGAGGCCCCCUAAGAACACAGAAGAUAAGGAAGAAACAAUACAGAAACUAGAGACCCUGGAGAAAAAGGAGGAAGAAGUGACUUCAGAGGAAGAUGAGGAGAAAGAAGAAGAAGAAGAGAAGGAAGAGGAAGAAGAAGAGGAGUAUGAUGAAGAAGAACAUGAAGAGGAAACUGAUUACAUCAUGUCGUAUUUUGACAACGGAGAGGACUUUGGGGGUGACAGUGAUGACAAUAUGGAUGAGGCUAUAUACUGACAAAGCAGCACCCUGGACCUUUGGAUCUUUUUUGGUUUAAGAUACAGAGAGUAACUGUCCCUAUUAUUUGGUUUUGUGGGCAGGCAAAUCAUUUGCUUAGAGCCCAGAUAAACUGUUUGGCCCCGGAGAUAGAAAUGGACAGUGAGGACAGAUAGCUCCCGUAAAGGGCCAAGGACCAAUGUUAACAUACAAUGUUAACUGUAUGAAAGAAAGAAAGAAGGGUCAGAGAAACACUGGUGCUGUUAGAGCCCAGAGAGCUAUACAUAAGCCCCGCCCACUUUUGUACAGUGAAAGAUAAUUGGGGGUGUGUGCAGUUUGGAGGAGUAAGGCCAGCUUUAUAUUUUUAAAUAAAAUGUUUUUAUCUGCCUCUCUGUGCAGGGCGAAGCCUGGUGGGAGAGGCCUGGAGGAAAAAAGGGAGUGCCUAGCUCAGCCGUUCUUUCCUUACCCAUCAGAGUCCAGUGUGACACACUGGGGAUUACAGCCUUCCUGUCCUUUACCCCUUCCCUCCCACUGUAAUGGUGAGACACGUGCUUCCGUUCUAGCCCUGCCAGGGAACAUUCAGGAACUCAUCUAUGAGGCUGCUCAGAGUGAGGAGUAGAGAAGAACAGCCCAUGUCCUGAAGACCGGUUGGCUUCUGAGCCUCUGGUCCUCAGGCCACGGGACACGGAUUGUCUCUUUUCACAUGUGUUCACAAGGACACGGGCUCUCUCUUUCCCACACUUGACCUUGAGCUUGUCCUUGUUUACAAGGAAAGAUUACAGCUAUUUUUGUGAGAGAGAAUCAAGAAAGCCAGGGGCAGGGAGGGAGUAGGGAGGAGGUGCUGAUUGUUCCUCAGCACACACCCUCUUCCAGGCCCCCCGGGACCCCACAUUGAAAGAUAGGUCUGUGCAAGGGGAACCCCCAUUCUCCACUUCCAGAAACUGCUUUGGUGGCUGAGUUGCAGUUUCCCUUUUGGUUCUUCCUUUGUGGAAUUUAGGUAGCCUUUCUCACUCCCUUCUUGGAGUAGAGGGGGUAGGCGGUAUUGCUUUACAGGAAGUACGGAGGGUGGGGAGGAGGGGAGUGACUUAGGGACACUCAGCUCUGAGAGAUGCUUUCUCGCCCACACAGCUCUCCCUGGGGUGAGGUCACUUCCCUAGGCUCUGAUUGGCUUCCAAGGAAGCCCUCGAUGAGCUGAUUGGUUCCAGCCACUUGGCAUGCAACAGUCACGGGCGAGCUGCGUGUCCAGAAUAGGGACUGAAUAAGGAGGCAGGCACAGAUAGCUGGGAUGCUGUCAUAGCGACCCUACUAAAACAUUGGAAGUCAUGAAGAGGGGAUGCAAGAGAACCUUCAAGAAAUUCUCCAAACACAUUCAGGCAGGCAGACUGAAUUCCAUAUACUGCAGCAGAUGAUAGAGACUGGCAAUCUCGUGUUAGAUAUUUCUGACCCCAUUGUAAAAAAUGAAUAGGGACUGUGACUUCAUUGAGGGAAAGCACCUUGAAAGCCUGGUUUGGCUGUGGUAAUAGGUGUUAAGGUAGAGGCAGCCAAGAGAACAGAGUAGGAAGCAGGAAUUGAAAGAGAACAUUCCAGAGUUAUUGAGCACUUUGUGGUGAUUGGUGUAAUUCCUUUUCUAGCUCUCCAAAGUGUAAAGUGCGUGGAACGGUGGGGGAGGGGCUGUGGGACGUGUCACUGGGGUUUCCCAUAGUCAGACUUUAGCCUGUGAUUGUGGCUGUGGAGAAAUCAGCAAGAAACAAAAUGCAAAAGAAACAAAUGAAAAAUC
Callorhinus ursinus (northern fur seal) is the source of this 2580-nucleotide messenger RNA. RefSeq names its product RNA polymerase III subunit GL (gene POLR3GL). Gene Ontology annotation, biological process: transcription by RNA polymerase III. The record is from RefSeq and is a predicted model, not a curated record. Gene Ontology annotation, cellular component: RNA polymerase III complex. Lineage: Eukaryota; Metazoa; Chordata; Mammalia; Carnivora; Otariidae.